Messenger RNA from Telopea speciosissima, 3074 nucleotides. Its product is annotated as pentatricopeptide repeat-containing protein At1g76280. The record is from RefSeq and is a predicted model, not a curated record. Gene Ontology annotation, molecular function: protein binding. Lineage: Eukaryota; Viridiplantae; Streptophyta; Magnoliopsida; Proteales; Proteaceae. The transcript has 14 exons. Bases 109 to 2736 code for a protein of 875 amino acids.
UCUUGUCUAACUGAAUAUACUCCUGGAUAGGCAGGAAGCUGGACAAAGCUUCGUAGUGUUACUUUAAUUCAAAAGGCUAGUUGGAAGAGUUGGAAGAGUUUGAAGAGCAUGUACAGAUCUCUGUCAAGGGCUCAUAUUCGAUCGGUUGCAGAUGCAUUUUCGCGUUCCAAAGCCCAUGAAAAGGGGCAGAAAAAUGUGGCCGAGAGAAUGGAAUCAUCUUGGACCGUUUUGAAUUCAGAAGGUCAAAGUUAUUUCAGGCUCAAAGGAGAGUCGAUUAUUAGGUCUGCGCAAGCACAGAUUGUUAAUGCACUACGCUGUGGUGAGAGAGAUAGAGCCUCCAAUUUGCUUUCUAAUGUUAGUAAAGGGAGCAAUUCAUUAAGAUCUGAUGAUUUUCUUUAUAUUCUUGACUACUGUGCCAGGUCUCCUGAUCCACUGUUUGUUAUGGAGACCUGGAGACUUAUGGAAGAAAAAGAGAUAGUCAUAAGCAGGAGAUGCUACUUUCUUAUCAUUCGUGCCCUCGGUAAAGGGGGUUAUAUUGAGGAGGCAUUUAAUUGGCUGAGUUUUCUAGGAGGAAAGCAUCAGACAUAUCCUAUUCUGCCCAUGUACAAUUCUUUAUUGAAUGGAUGUGCUCAGAUGCAAAGCAUGACGCAUGCCAAUCGCUGCUUGGAUUUAAUGGAAGAACGUAUGAUGGGGAAGUCAGAAGUGACUUAUUAUGAGCUUCUUAAGCUUGCUGUUUCCCAGAGAAACCUAUCUGCAGUCCAUGAAAUAUGGAAGGAAUGGGCGAAAUAUUAUAGUCCGAGUAUUAUCUCCCUAAGAAAAUUUACAUGGUCAUUUACAAAGUUGAAUGAUCUGGUAUCUGCAUUUGAAACCCUGCAACAAAUGGUGGCUUUGGUUUUCAAAGGAACUGCAUCAAUUAAGCAAUCUGCGGAAGGCCAAUUUCGUUUUUCGAGACUAGACAUCCCUGUACCUUCAAAAAUUGAGUUGGGGAUUAGGAGAUGUAACAUGGACGAAAGUGGACAUUAUCUGUCUUGUUCAUUAUCUGGAGACUGUUCGGAAAGAAUAGAAGAACCUGAUGGAAAAAAUGAUUAUAUCGAUGUAUCCUGUAUCAAAACUGAAGCCCUUUUCAGUGUUGAUAAGAAUCUCUACAGGCCUGUAGAGGCAGAUAACGAUUCUAGAUGCUUACAGCUAUUCCCAGCAGCUAAUCAGGGGAGCUACACUGAUUUUGGGAUUGAGAACUCAGAACCUUGCAGUGGUGGUUUUAUUACACUAAAAGGAGAUGCUGAAAUCAAACCACUUAUGAAGGUCUUGAGGUGGUCUUUCAAUGAUGUAAUACAUGCAUGUGCACAAUCUAAAAAUGCUGAACUGGCUGAGCAGGUGUUUAUUCAGAUGCACAAUCUUGGCUUGAUACCAUCACGACAUACAUAUCAUAACUUCAUCAAAGUUGUCAUUUCUGAGAGAGGAAUUACUGAUGGCAUGAAAGUGUUGAAAGCAAUGACAAAGAGGAAUUUGAAGCCAUAUAAUGCUACUCUUGCCACUCUUUCAAUAGGUUGCAGCAAAAAUCUGGAACUAGACUUAGCCGAGUCUCUGCUAGAUCAAAUUGUUGAGUCUCAAUACCUGCAGCCCUUCAAUGCCUUGCUUGCAGCAUGUGAUGUUAUGGAUCAGCCUGAACGUGCUGUCUGGGUAUUGGCUAAAAUGAAGCAAUUGAAACUCCAGCCAGACAUCAGGACAUAUGAGCUGCUGUUUUCCUUGUUUGGUAAUGUGAAUGCUCCUUAUGAGAAAGGGAAUAUGUUGUCAAAGGUAGAUGCUGCUAAAAGGAUCAAAGCUAUUGAAUUGGAUAUGAUGAAAAAUGGAGUUCAGCACAGUCAUUUGUCGAUGCAGAACUUGCUGAAAGCUCUUGGAGCUGAGGGGAUGAUAAGAGAGCUGAUCCAGUAUUUACGUGUAGCAGAAAACCAGUUCUGUCUCACAAACACUUAUGCAGGAACAGCUAUCUACAAUACAGUGCUGCAUUCACUUGUUGAGGCUAAUGAAAGUCACAUGGCAGUAGAAGUUUUUAAAAAUAUGAAAUAUUGUGGUUUGCCACCUGAUGCUGCGACAUACAAUAUCAUGAUUGAUUGCUGCAGCAUUAUAAGAUGUUUCAAGUCUGCUUCUGCAUUGGUUUCUAUGAUGCUACGUGCUGGUUUUUGUCCUCAGACGUGCACUUAUACUGCUCUCAUAAAGAUUCUGUUAGUAGACGGAGAGUUUGAUGAAGCAUUGAAUCUUCUCGAUCAAGCUUCCUUGGACGGGAUUCCGUCUGAUGUAUUGUCAUUUAACACCUUUCUUCAUGAAGCACAGUUGAAGGGAAGAGUUGACAUAAUCGAGCAUAUUGUAGAAAGAAUGCACCAGGAGAAAAUUCAGCCAGAUCCAUCAACUUGCUGUUAUGUGUUCUCUGCAUAUGUUAACCGUGGAUUUCUGAGCACGGCCAUGGAGGCACUGCAGGUUUUAAGUAUGAGAAUGAUUUCUGAAGACGAAAACAUUCUCCAGGAGAAGAGAGCAUACUUUGAAGAAGAUUUGAUCCUUGCAGAAGGCUUAGAUGCUGAAUCUAGUAUACUUGAAUUGUUCAAGGAUGAUGAGAAUCUUGCUGCUGCCCUAUUGAAUAUUCGAUGGUGUGCACUUGUAGGGUUUCCAGUUUCUUGGUUACCCAAUGAAAGCGUAUGGGCCAAAAGACUUUCUAGAUAUCGAUUGAGGAGAGCUUGCUGAGUGGUUUAUGUGAAGGAAUCUUCUGAAAUCCUUCCAAAAAAGGGGUUCCCCACAAAUUAUAAUUUUUAAUCUGUGGGUCAAGAACGUAGAAGAGAAAUAGAUUAUGUGGCGGUUUUUUUACAGGAAAUAAUAGAUAUUGUUUGAGGGCUGAAUCUUAGGUACGGACGGAGUCAGGCGGUGGAACACAUGAACCAGCCUCCUCCAUAAAGUGAAGAAUCUCUAUUCAAGUGAGGAGUCAUCCAGGACCUGCAUUUUGCAUCAUGUUGGCAAGUAGGAGCUGUACAACAUUAUGCUCCUGUUGGACUUCAGUUGUACAUUACAGAAAACAUGAUUCUUCC